Messenger RNA from Elephantulus edwardii (Cape elephant shrew), 771 nucleotides. It is a transcript of the gene CCNP, whose product is annotated as cyclin N-terminal domain containing 2. Gene Ontology annotation, molecular function: cyclin-dependent protein serine/threonine kinase regulator activity. The record is from RefSeq and is a predicted model, not a curated record. Gene Ontology annotation, biological process: mitotic cell cycle phase transition; regulation of cyclin-dependent protein serine/threonine kinase activity. Gene Ontology annotation, cellular component: cytoplasm; cyclin-dependent protein kinase holoenzyme complex; nucleus. The transcript is spliced from 7 exons. NCBI's taxonomy places the organism in Eukaryota, Metazoa, Chordata, Mammalia, Macroscelidea, Macroscelididae.
AUGCUGAGGCCUCCAGGAGCCCGACCCACUGAAGGCGUCUCUGUGGGCGCGCGUCUGUCCCUUGGACGCCAGGAGAGGUUCCCAGGGUUGGAGGAGGCGCUGCGUGUGCUGGGUCUGGAGGGAGUGUGCGAAUACGCGGGAGACAUCUUCGCCGAGGUCAUGGUGUGCCGUAUAUUGCCCAGGAAGGCUGUGCCCCGCUCCAAGAUCUCGGAGAUGCGUGUGCUCGUGGUGGACUGGCUGGUCCAGGUGCACGAGUACCUGGGCUUGGCGGAGGACACCCUGUACCUGGCCGUACAUUUGCUUGACUCUUACCUGCGCUUGGGCCCCGUGCGUCUACAGCGGCUGCAACUCUUGGGCGUAGCCUGCCUGUUCGUGGCUUGCAAGGUGGAAGAGUGCGUGCUUCCGGAGCCUUCCUCCCUCUGCCUCCUGGGGGCGGGCUCCUUCUCGCGGUCGGAGCUGCUGCGCGCAGAGCGCCGCCUCCUGAGCCGCCUGGACUUCCGGUUGCACCACCCGGGCCCGCUGCUGUGUCUCGGACUGCUCGCCGCGCUCGCCCGGAGUCCCCCGCAGGUGAUGCUGCUGGCCACCUAUUUCCUGGAGCUGUCCCUUCUGGAAGCUGAGGCUGCGGAAUGGGAGAUAAGUCGUCGCGCAGCUGCCGCGCUGAACCUGGCGCACCGGGUGCUGAACGGGACUCGGCCCGAGCCGGCGCUUUACAGACACUGCUAGCGGGGUGGGAAAUCACUGUGGGGAAAUAAGAAUGCUACUUUUAUGUAG